CUUCAACAUCUGGAUUUUCUUCAUUGUGUGCUAAAGUAGAUGAUUGAUCUGUGGAAGGCUUGGAAACAAAAACCUUUCUUCAGGAAUAUUGCUUUUUCUAAGGCUUGUCCCAUACGGAAGCACUAAAUGAUGGAUGUGUGGGCCAGAGUAGCAGCUCUGUCUCUGGCGCUGCAACAGCUGGUGAUUACUGUCACGGCUCAAGGGAUUAUCUACGACCUGCUGGUGUCUCCAGACUGCCUGCCAGACUUGCUACAAGGAAGCCUGAAGAACAAAGGGCGAGAUGAGGCAUUCCUCCUCUCUUCCUUUAGGAUCCAUACCAAGACCCCUACCUCUCUCUACAGUGUCAUCAACCCCAAAGACAACAGCAAGUACCUGGAGGUCAGCGUGCAGGACAAACUGAGCAAGGUAACCAUGCAUUACCAGAGGACAGACGGCAGAUUUGUCACAACCAGUUUCAACCACGGUUCCCUGGCAGAUGGCCAAGAUCACCAUGUGAUGCUACAUGCCAGGGGUCUACAGAGCGGUCCACCUCGCCUCAACAUCUAUGUAGACUGCAGACUGGUGCACAGUUUGGAUGAUCUGCCUGCUGCGUUUGGGUCCCUCCCUCCUGGUCCCAACAGGGUGGCACUUAGGACCCUGCAGUCGAGUUCCAAGGAUGAACUGACUGACUUGAAGCUGGUCAUAGAAGACACAAUAGACAAUGUGGCAACUCUGCAGGACUGCAGUGUGGAUCAGGGUGAAUCUCUUCAGCUGCUAAGCAUCCAGGGAGCCAGGACAGAACACGACCAAGCCUCCAUGGAGGAGCUGAAGAGCAUGUUUUCUGAGAUGAAAGAGCUGCUCAUCAAGCAGAUUAAGGAGACAACUUUUUUGAGGAAUACAAUCACGGAGUGUCUUGCCUGUGGUCUGGGGGGAAAUCCAACUAACACGGGUCCAGCAAGUCAGCCUCUGACCCAGUGUCCACCUGGCACCUGUUUCAGACAGAACAUGUGCGUCCUCUCAGAGUCGGGUGGUUUUCAGUGCACGUCUUGUCCUGACGGGUUUACAGGAGACGGGGUGUACUGUGACGAUGUUGAUGAGUGCAAGUUUAAUCCAUGUUAUCCUGGUGUCCGCUGUGUAAACACUGCCCCUGGUUUUCGCUGUGAGAAAUGCCCUCUGGGUUACAACGGGCCAGAGAUUAAUGGAGUGGGAGUUUCCUACGCUAAGUCCCGCAAACAGGUCUGUGACGAUAUAGACGAGUGUCUGGGCCCGCCGAAGGAUGGAGGUUGCACUGAAAACUCGCACUGCUACAACACGAUAGGCUCCUUCCGCUGCGGAGAGUGUAAAACUGGCUUCACAGGUGACCAGGUGGGAGGCUGCCAUGGAACCAGGCUUUGCCCCAAUGGUCAACCCAGCCCCUGUCACACAAAUGGAGAGUGUGUUGUGGAGAGAGACGGCAGCAUUAGCUGUGUGUGUGGCGUCGGUUGGGCAGGUAACGGCUAUGUGUGUGGAAAGGACACAGAUAUUGAUGCAUAUCCUGACAAUAAGCUCCAGUGCCGUGACAACAACUGUAAGCAGGAUAACUGCCUUUCUGUACCAAAUUCUGGCCAAGAGGAUGCAGACAGCGACGGGUUGGGUGACUCCUGUGAUAACGAUGCAGACAGCGAUGGCAUUGUUAACAUAGAUGACAACUGCUGGCUCGUACCUAACGUGGACCAGAAGAACAGUGAUAAGGAUCUCCUUGGCGACGCCUGUGACAACUGCAGAACAGUUGAAAAUCCCUCACAGAGGGACACCGAUCAGGACGGGCUAGGAGACGAAUGUGAUGAUGAUAUGGACGGGGACGGCAUUAAGAAUAUCCUUGACAACUGCCAGCGAGUCCCCAAUAAAGGCCAGGAAGACAGAGACACAGAUGGGGUGGGAGAUGCCUGUGACAGCUGUCCUGACGUACCCAACCCUAACCAGUCUGACUCAGACGAUGACCUUGUCGGAGACAUCUGUGACGACAACAUCGACAGUGACGGUGAUGGCCACCAGAACACAAAAGACAAUUGUCCCACGCUCAUCAACUCCUCCCAGCUGGACACCGACAAGGAUGGAAUGGGAGAUGAAUGUGAUGAUGACGAUGAUGGCGAUGGCAUAAUGGACGAUGACGAUAACUGCAGACUAGUCGCCAACCCAGACCAGAAGGACACAGACGAUAACAAUGUUGGAGACGCAUGCGAAGGCGAUUUUGACAAAGACAGCGUCAUUGACGUAAUCGACCACUGCCCAGAGAACGCUGAGGUCAGCCUGACCGACUUCAGAGCCUAUCAGACCGUAGUGCUGGAUCCGGAGGGGGACUCUCAGAUUGACCCCAACUGGGUGGUCCUGAAUCAGGGCAUGGAGAUAGUUCAGACCAUGAACUCUGACCCUGGCCUUGCUGUUGGCUACAAAGCUUUCAGUGGGGUCGACUUUGAGGGGACGUUCCACGUUAACACCGUGACCGAUGACGACUAUACUGGUUUCAUCUUCGGCUACCAGGACUCCUCCUCCUUCUACGUGGUGAUGUGGAAACAGACAGAACAAACCUACUGGCAGGCUGCUCCUUUCAGGGCUGUUGCCGAACCAGGAAUACAACUCAAGGUAGUUAAGUCAAAGACCGGUCCUGGUGAGUAUAUGAGGAACUCCCUGUGGCACACAGGAGAUACCCCUAAUCAGGUCCGCCUCCUGUGGAAGGACCCCAGGAAUGUUGGCUGGAAGGACAAGGUGUCCUACCGCUGGUUCCUGCAGCACAGACCACAGGUCGGAUACAUCCGUGCUCGCUUCUUCGAGGGCUCAAAACUGGUGGCGGACACAGACGUGAUAAUUGACACGAGUAUGAGGGGCGGCAGACUGGGUGUGUUCUGCUUCUCUCAAGAAAACAUCAUCUGGUCCAAUCUUAAGUAUCGUUGCAACGACACUAUUCCUGCUGACUACAAGGAUCUCAAUGCCCAGAACACAGAGUGAAGCCAGGGGAGCCAUCCAUUAGUAGAGGAGCAGAGCUCCACUACAGCUAGAGGGCCCAGUUGUGGGAGAAAAUGUUGACAUUCGAGUGACAGGGUGCAAGGAAACUAUAACAUUGAGCAUUAAAUUGUCUAUUUGUGUUUAAACUGAAGCAACACUUCAGAAACUUGUAUUAAUCAGCAGGUUGUAUGUUUAUGCAAAAUUGCAAAUGCAAUUCUAUGAGCAUUUAAUGACUUCGGUCAAGAUGUAAUACUUUUUGUGAAUACAUUGGAAUUACAAUAACAUUCUGAACAUUAAAGAUAAUGUUGUGUUAUUUAUCUGUAUGAGAGAAAGCUUCAGGAAAUAAAUCCACCACAUGGCGUUUGACGGCUG
Molecule: messenger RNA, 3333 nt
Organism: Pungitius pungitius (ninespine stickleback)
Lineage: Eukaryota; Metazoa; Chordata; Actinopteri; Perciformes; Gasterosteidae
Gene: thbs4a
Product: thrombospondin 4a
Exons: 23
Coding region: 127-2964 (945 amino acids)
Biological process (GO): cell adhesion
Cellular component (GO): extracellular region
Molecular function (GO): calcium ion binding
Source: RefSeq, a predicted model, not a curated record